Messenger RNA from Oryza sativa Japonica Group (Japanese rice), 4178 nucleotides. RefSeq names its product myosin-binding protein 3. Gene Ontology annotation, molecular function: myosin binding. The record is from RefSeq and is a predicted model, not a curated record. Lineage: Eukaryota; Viridiplantae; Streptophyta; Magnoliopsida; Poales; Poaceae.
CCCACACACACACAGAGCUUUGUUUUUCUUUUAUUUUUCUUUUUCCACUGGUGAUAUUUCUCUGCUUCCAAGGCUUCCGGCUUUCUCUGCCUAUAGAGGAGCUUUUCACCAAACUCCCCUUUCCUUCCUCCUCCUCUUCUCCCCCUCUUCUCACUGUUCUUGUGAAUACUUAGAUGAUAUCAUCCUGUCACUGUCACUAGUCCCACUUCUUCCCCGCGUUAUCAAAGAUUUCAAUCUCUAUAGGUUCUCUGAUCUCGUUCGCAAUCCCAGAUUCCAUCUGUAAAAAAAGUCUUCUUUGUUGCAAUCCGGAUUGAUAGUCUUGAGGAGGUUCUUGUUCAGCUUUUUAGAAGGAGCAAGUGGAGGAGCAAGGCUUUGUUUUUUGUUUUUAUUUGCUGUUUCUCUUCAUCGAACGAGAAGAAAUCGGCAGUUUGUGGGAGUGGCUUGUUGUUCUAGGAGAAAUCGUGGUUGGAUCGUGUUCUUUGCUUUGUUUCAAUCCGAUUGGCGACGGGCGCCGAGGGAUUUAGCGCCAAAAGGAAGGAAUUUCUGUGCUUUUCUUCGAUUACACGGCGAAUUCUGGGCGGGCGAAUUUGGCAUCUUUUGAUCGCAUUUUGUUCCCUGGCUGGCGAGAACACCGAGAGCUGGGGAGAUGGUCUCGGAGGCGCCCAUGGCGGCGGGCGCCGUCGUCGUCACCGCGGCGCUGUGCAAGAGGAGCAACCGGGUCGCGCGGGUGCUCGCCUACGCGCUCCUCGAGUGGAUCCUGAUAGCUCUCCUCCUCGCCAAUGGCGUCUUCUCCUACCUCAUAUCGAGGUUCGCCGCCUUCUUCGGCCUGGCGCCGCCGUGCGCCCUCUGCUCCCGCCUCGGCGUGGACAGCCUCUUCGAGCCCCGCGGCGAGGGGCAGGGCGCCGGCGCGGAGCCCCUGUGCCGCGUGCUGUGCGACUCGCACGCCGCCGAGGUGUCGCGCCUCGGCUACUGCCGCGCGCACCGGCGGCUCGCGGACGCCGGGGACAUGUGCGAGGACUGCGUGUCCGCCUCCGCGGCGGCGGCGGCGUCGUCGUGGAUGAGGCGGAGCGAGCUCGGCGAGCGGGACCUGGCAUGCGCGUGCUGCGGCGUCGCGCUCGAGAGCGGCUUCAUCUCGCCGCCGUUCUUGUUCCCCGCGCCGGCGGCGUGCGACGUGGACUGUGGCCACAGGAGAGACGCCGCCAUGGCAAAUCUCAAUCGCGAUCUGGUCUUCGUGUCCGAGGAGGGCCCUGUGAUCGAGCUCUUCGAUGAGAAGCCAUUGGAGGAGGACCCGAUCGGCGCCAUGGCUGGCUUGGCAGCUCAAUGUGCCGAGAUUGUUGGCAAUGUCCUGCAGCUGGUGCCUCUUGAAUCAGCUGAUUUGUCAAAUGUCAGAAAGAGUGCAGUAUCAUAUGAAUCCCGUGGUGAAGGGAAUGAUGCAAUGGAUCAUGUAACUUCGAAGCAGCGCAAUGUGGUGCUGAAGAACAUGGCUAACACCAGUGAGGAUAAAUCCGCGGUGUCCUCUGAUGAUGAUGACAAGGUGGGUGAUAUGGUUAGUAAGAUGAUCGACGAAGAAAUUACUGCGUUAGUCCUCUCUCAGGAUUGUAUUGAGGAUGGAUUCAGCUGCGAGAUAGAUGGGGAAACCACGGAGAGCUUAGCUGCUGAUCAUCAACAAUUUUGUGAGAAGCAUAGUGGAUUGAAAGACAACAACCAGGAAAUUUCAAUCGGGAGUGAGAUACCUGAGAAUGAGCAGGGUGCUGUAAAACAAGAAUUGCUUUGCGUGCUGACAAAUCCGAGGGGGAAUGAAUUUGGUAUUGACAAUUUAGAAGGAAAUACUGAGACAGUUCAUCAGGCUGAUCUCAAUAAUGGAUGGAAUUCGAUGCCAGUGGAAGCUGGAGUGCAUGCCUCUGAAACUUCAACUGAGAACAAUGAGGAGUGGAUUCAGCCAGGUGAGCUGAGCCAGAAAUCGAAUCUGAUGCCGAUAUACUCUAGGGAGCAUGCUGAUGAAGAAAUUAAAGAGGACAGAAUUUCACUGACUGAGAUAAAACAAGGAUUGGACUCUGUGACAAUUGAUUCUUGGGAAGAAGUUCAUUUGAUUUCAAAUGAUGGCACCAAAGAGAAUCAGGCUGAACAGCCUGAGCUGAAUCAUCAAUCAACUUUUAUGACAGUACGUGCUAUUGAGUAUGUAACAGACUUGUUUGAUGCUAACAUCAGUGCAGGCAACGUUAAUCCAACAGAGGCUGCUCUACCAAGCUUACAUCAAUUCUCUUAUGGACCAUCAACAAGCUUAAACAAAUUAUGUCCUGACUAUAAUGAUGUUGAAUCAGAGAGUGCUCCGGAUACACCAAUUCACAUUGAAGAUAUCGAUGGUUUACAUGAGUUGCCAGACCAUAAAGCAAUGACUUCUGAUACCAAGUCAGUUGAUCUGGAAAGUAUUGAACUGGUUAGUGUUGAUCAGUUAAAAUCUGCUUUGGCAUCUGCACAUAAAUCUUUGAGCACCCUAUAUACUGAGCUUGAAAAUGAGAGGAGUGCAGCUGCUAUCGCUGCUGAUGAGACUAUGGCAAUGAUAAAUCGCUUGCAAGAACAAAAGGCGGCAAUGCAGAUGGAGGCAAUCCAGUACCAGCGACUUAUGGAAGAACAAUCGGAGUAUGAUCAAGAUGCGCUAGAGAGGUUGAAUGAACUAGUUGUGAAGAGAGAGAAGGAGAAACAAGAUCUGGAGAGAGAGCUCGAGUUGUACAGACGCAAGGUUCAUCUCUUUGAGGUGAAGGAAAGGAGAAAAAUGUCCAGGCACAAGGCUGAUGACCACAAUGGGUCAUCCUCAGCAUCAUCCAGUGCUGAGGACAGCGAUGACCAUUCCCAAAGUUUCUAUGAAGGCGAUGAAUCUGCCCAUGGUCUUAAUGGAAGCAAUGGUAGUAUCCCUACUGAUGCUGUGUUACAAGAAACUGCUAGGCAUCUGGGGACACUUGGUUGCUCACUCGCAGAUUUUGAGGAAGAAAGACUCUCCAUACUGGAGCAGCUCAAAUUGCUAGAGGAGAGGCUAUUUGACCUCGAAGAUGAAGAUUCAGAUAGUGUUAAGAUGGACAAGCGAUUAUCAGAAGAAAACCAUUUGAUGGGUGCCUCAAAUGGUUUCUCUGAUGAUGAUAGCAACUUCAAACUUCAUGACAAAAGAAAAGGUGUAAGCUAUAGGGGAAAAAAGCUGCUCCCAUUAUUUGAUGACACUACCGUGGAAGAUGGGAACGACCUCCUAACAAGGCAAGAUCCUGAGGCAGACCAUUCUACAGAAAAUGUUGUGUUGGAACCAGCUAAUGAGCAAGAUAAACUUGCAAUAGCGCAUGAAAUUGAUCAAGUCCAUGAGCGGCUGCAUGCUCUAGAGGCAGACAAGGAAUUUAUAAAACAGUGUGUGAGGUCUUUGAAGAAAGGAGACAAGGGGUUUGAUCUUCUUCAGGAGAUCUUGCAGCAUCUUAGGGACCUGAGAAGGAUCGAGCAGCGUACAAGGAACUCUGGAGAGCUCUCACCGCAUUAUCUGCACCCUUACACGGAUUGAAGGUAAAAAGAUCAUCUGCAGAGCGUUAUGAUCAUGUUCGAGGAAAAUGCAUUGAAGAUGAAAGCUAUAAAACAACGAAAAAAGAUUGCUGACUAACUAGUAUUGUCAUGCCAGAAGUUUGGCGCAGACCAGGAGGGAAAGGAGAUCCACCUGGUGCUCGAAUUCUCAAGUUGGUUCGGCAUUGCCGUCUGGAUGGCAGAUCAUGGAGCAAUUCUGCCUUCCAAAGGUCCAGGUUUUUUUUCGCGGACCGCUUUCCACGUCCUUUUUCGUUUGGUUUCAUUAUAUGAGGGGAUUGGGGGGGGGUUCCAAACUUUUACUCAAGAACAAGAGGGGUUGGUGAGCUGCCCCCUCCAUGAGUUGUGUUUUGUGGCAAAAACCAUGGCUUGUGAAAAAGCCUUGGAAUUCAUUAACACGAAACAUAUGCCUCUGCCAGCUUUGAUGCCAGGUAGAGUGAGUAUAAAAAAAAGGCUAAAGAAAAAGGGCCUCAGUGCCUUUCUUAGUUGUUCUGUUUUUUUCCCCCUGUAAAUUUUCUAAGUUGUAUGUAAUGCUUUUGGAAUGUGGGUUGCUCUUGAGUGCAUUGUGCAUAGCAUCAUUGUCUGAUGAGCAUUGGCUGUAACACGUACGGUUAUGGUUUUGCUUA